GGGGGAUUUGCGCAUAUUCAAGGACUUCUUGCUGCCUAGCUCUUACUGUAUCUAAAGACUGCUGAUCCAUAGUUUCUCACAGGCUUUGACAACACAUUUGCUAGUACUUUUGGGCAACUGUAAGACCUCAAAGGCCAUCAAGCUGAACCCCAUGCUCAAUGCAGGAAUCCAACAUAAAGCAAACUCAACAGGUGGUUAUCCAUCGGCCUCUUAUCUUCAUGUUGGAGAGCCCACCACCUGCCGAGGAGGAGGAUCCAAUCAGAAGUAGCUGAAAUGCAGAGACGGACCGUGAUGAGCAAUUCUACCCUGGAAUUGCUGUUUUCUUUGGAUGCUGCAGGGGAAGACUAUGAAACACACAAUGAAACUGGCUUCCCAAAUACAAUCUAUUUUUGUUUUUAUUUAAAUGAUAUAGGAGUUAUUUUCACUGCCUUUAUUUCAGUUAUUAGCCUUUUUGGACUUAUGGGGAAUGGAACUGUCAUCUGGUUUCUUGGAUUUCGCAUGAAAAGGAAUCCUUUCACCUUCAUCCUGAAUUUGGCUGUCUCUGACCUUGGGGUCCUCAUAUUUACAAUUCUUUUGAGAAUAAUAAUAUGUGAAUCUGUGCAUUUUUCUCAUUCUGUUUAUUGGUUAGGGCUGUUCUGUCUCCAUGUUUUUUUCUUCAUGUACUUCACUGGUCAAUAUCUGUUGACAGCCAUCAGCAUUGACAGGUGUGUUUCUGUCCUCUUCCCAAUUUGGCAUCAAUGCCACCGCCCAUCAGGUUUGUCCACCGUUGUGUGUGCCAUAAUAUGGAUCUUUUGUUUCCUGCUCUGUCUAAUUUAUUUCACUCUUGAAAUUAUGCGCAUUGCAGAUAUUGUAGUGUUUCAGUUUCUGAUUACUGGCGGGGUUUGCUUCCCCCUCAUGACUAUCUCCACUCUAGUCCUGUUCAUCAAAGUUUGCUUUAGAUCACAACAGAGAAGGCAGGGAAAGGUUUUAAGAGCCAUUCUGCUUGCACUCCUCUUCUUCGCUCUCCCAUUCAAUUUCAUGUAUUUAUUCGGCAGAGAUUCAUUUUUUCUUAAUGUUGGUUUCGUAUGCAGCUGUUUAAACAGCAGUGUCAACCAGCUAAUUAAUUUCCUGGUUGGGAGAAAGAAGAAUACUCGAUCUAGGGAGAGCAUGAAGGUCAUCCUGCAGAGACUUUUCAAGGAGGAGAAAGAUUGCUGAGAGGAGCUGGAACUCCAGGCUGGAACCCAGAUAUGAUGCCUUCAAAAAAACAAAAACUCAGAAACCUUAUUUUCCUUUUGGCUCUUUAUGCUAAGAAGAGGCGUACUAUAGAUUCUAUAAGCUUAGGGAGGUACAGAGAUGGAACCUCACUUUCUUUUUUUAACUGCCUUUGAGAGCUGCUUUUAGUUCUUGG
Rhineura floridana is the source of this 1387-nucleotide messenger RNA. Its product is annotated as proto-oncogene Mas-like. Lineage: Eukaryota; Metazoa; Chordata; Lepidosauria; Squamata; Rhineuridae. Gene Ontology annotation, molecular function: G protein-coupled receptor activity. The record is from RefSeq and is a predicted model, not a curated record. Gene Ontology annotation, biological process: G protein-coupled receptor signaling pathway. Bases 274 to 1194 code for a protein of 306 amino acids. Gene Ontology annotation, cellular component: membrane. The transcript has 3 exons.